UUGUAUUCGAAGAUGUACUCGCGUCUUUUAGUCUAACUAUCUAUCUCCUAUACUCGCAUUCAUUAAUAGCUAGAUGUAUAUAGUAUCCUAAUCAUGAGUUAAUACGAUUUGAGUAAAUGUAUGAUAUAACAGAUAAAUAAUCUAUAUAGCCUAUUAUAUGGCAAAGGUCAAUCAUUCGCUUGAUCCGUAUAAAUUUUUUAUUUUUAUUUGUUAUCGACACUUAUCAUAUUCACGUCGUCGCCCGUCGGUAACAUGAAAGAAUAAGUAUCUAAAUAAUAAUAAUUUAAUUAUUCAAUUAUUGGUUAUAAACAAUGACAGUAAAUAUCAAAGUAAAUGGACACAAACAUUGUCAUUCUGUCCAACUGUUAACACCAGUAAUAACUAAGAUUUUCGCUGGAAUUUUAUUACGGUUUUAUAUUUUUUCAAUUUUUUUUAACGUGAAAAUGGAUCAACCUAAAAAAACAACUUAUUGCUUCCCAUCAAAAAAAUUAUCAGUUAAAAAAUCGCCGAGUUCUCGAGUGAUGAAUGCAGGGGCGUAUUUAGGCACAGGCCCUAUAGGCCCGGGCCUAGAGCGGCAACAUUUGGAGGGCGGCAAAUUUUAACGAUAUUUUUUUACAAAAUUACAAUAAGUAUUUUUCAUUUGAUGAAAUCAAACUUAUAACUAAUUUUUUGUUCGCACAAAAUUAAACAUCUAUCUACAUGUACCUACUAUAUUUAUACAAAUUUGCCGAGGAAAAAAGUAGAAGAAAAAAUUUAAAGUUUUAAUAUUUGUAAUUUAAUGUUCAUUAAUAAUGUAUAUUUUUUAAUAUAAUAUUACAAUAUAAUAAAUUGUAUAUUUAAAUAUGUUUUAUAAAUAAUUUUAGGAAUGAUGGAGGGGGAGGCGGCAAAUUGGAAAGUGCCUAUAGGCGGAAAAACCUUAAAUACGCCACUGGAUGAAUGUUCUAGGAAUUCGUGCCAAAACUAAUCCCAACCCAGAUGUCGUAGAACCUGUUGUGGAAUCUUUUUUCUUAGGGGCUGACAAUCAAACACCACGCUGAUCGAGGGAAACGAUUAGUCACGAUUCAGAGACUAGAAUCUGUUGUGGAAUCUUUCUUCUUAGGUGCUGACAAUCAACCACCAUGCUCAUCGAAAGAAACAAUUAGCAAAAUGGUGGAUUUGAGGGAUAAUGAAACUAAUAAUUGGGGUACUGAAGACAUUUUACAUAACUUAACAUUUGAUGAAUCUAUAUCUAGUAAUCAAGAAACCAAGCCAUGCGAUGUAAAUGAAUGUUCGGGAAGACGAAUAGUGGAUAUACAUUACGUUUUUAGUCAAAUUAAAAAUAGUGUUCAUCAAGGGUCAUUUGGUUGUUCAUUUUUGAACAUGACAUUUAUUUCUGAAAAAAGACACGGAUUUAGAUCAACAUUUAGGUUUCAGUGUGAUGUGUGUAACAUUAUUAUGUUUAUUAACUCAGAAAAGUUGAAACCUUAGACCUUUAUGCCGAUUAACGAUGCCGCCGUAAACGGAUCAAUAGCAGCUGGAAUUGGUUUUACGCAGUUAUCAGAAAUGUGUGCGGUUAUGGAUAUCCCUUGUAUGUCUUCGUCUACUUUUCUCUUAGUACAAGAAUUUAUUAGCAAAAGAAUCCAUGAAGUCGCCGAGGUGCAAAUGGAAAUUGCUGGUGAUGAGGAACGUCAGUUAGCUGGUGAGAUAGAUACUGACGGAACCCCGAUGUGCACUGUAGUUGCUGACGGACAAUGGUCCAAGCGCAGUUACAAGACCAAAUACGAUGCAUUAUCCGGAGUGGCAACAAUAAUUGGUUACAAAUCGAGAAAAAUUUUGUUUGUGGGCAUUAGAAACCGUUAUUGUAUCAUUUGCCAAAGAGCCAAAAAUAAGAAGUUAUUUCCUCCUGAACAUACAUGUUUUAUGAAUUGGAAAAAAGGCGCUACUAGCAUGGAAGCUGAUGCCAUCGUUGAUGGGUUUAAACAAAGUGUAGAACUGCACGGACUCAAAUACAAUAAACUAAUAGGAGAUGGAGAUUCAAGUGUUUCAUAAAGGCUAGCUGAAAUCAUGCCUUAUGGUUGUAGACUGCUUAUAAAAAAAAUAGAAUGUCGUAAUCAUUUAUUGCGAAAUUAUGGUACAAAAUUAAUGGCUAUGACAAUAAAUAAAAAAUAUCCAAUUCCACUAAGAAACCAUGUAAAGGCAAAUAUAUUACGUUUUAGAUAUGCCAUAACUAAGGCAAUUGAAUAUCGUAAUAGUUUACAGGGGCAAUUAGAUUACAAAAAAGAAGUUGGAUUACGGAAAGAUAUAAAUAAUAGUUUUCGUCACAUUUUGGGUAGUCAUGAUCAAUGUGAGGAAUAUUUUUGUAAGCCCGCUAACCGCAAUUUACCAAAUGAAAAAAAUAUGAUUAAAUCUGCCGAGGAAUCAGGGUUCUUGAGCGAUAUAUCUCAAAUAAUAUCUCGUUUGGUCACAAAUGUUGAUAGUUUACUCAUGAAUAUCGAUAACAACGUGUGUGAACAAUUUAAUAGUGUAAUCAAUAAAUAUUUGGCGGGUAAACGUAUAAAUUAUUCACAAAGAAAUUCGUACAAUUCUCGAGUUGAAGCUGCAGUAAUAUCGUACAAUUCAAAUGGACAAUUUCUUCGGUUAUUACACAAAAAUAUUGUAAAUGAUAUAAGCCCAGGUAACUAUGAGUAUUGUAGGAAAGAAGUUCCUAAUUAUGGUUUGUCCGAACCACUACCCGAGGAAGAAAAUAUGUCUAAAGAAACAUUACAAAAAUUAAAAGAAGAUUUUAUCAAUUCCUUGAAAUUAGAUAGAAGUGGUCGCUUAAAUAUUGAAACACUAACUAGACAACAGGCUAACUCUCAAAUUUGGCAUUCUGAACGAAGAAAUAGACUUACAACAUCAAAUUUUGGCCGUGUUUGUAAAUUACGACCAACUACGUCUUGUAAAAAAACAGUUUACGAUAUAUUAUACCGAACAUUUUUUUCAAAGGCAACUGAUUAUGGUAAAGCCACCGAACCAGAAGCUAUUGUUGCAUUGGAAAACAUAUUAAAAUGCAAAGUCAAUCCAUGUGGACUUAUCAUUGAUGAACAUUUACCUUAAUUAGCAACAACUCUAGAUGGUAUAAUUGAUGAUGAUUUCUUAGUUGAAAUCAAAUGUCCAUUUACAGUCAGAGAUUCAAUUACAUUCUCGGAAGCGAUAAGCAGUAAAAAACUAUUAUUUUGUCGUCUCAAUGACAAUGGAACGAUGGAAUUAAAAAUUGAUCAUCAUUAUUAUUAUCAAGUCCAGGGACAAAUGCACAUUUCUAAACGAACAUUUUGUUAUUUCGUCGUCCACUCAAAAAAUUGGACGGAAAUACAAUUAAUAAAUUACGAUGAAUCUUUCUGGUACAACAAAAUGAUUGACAAGUUAAAAAUUUUUUAUAUGGAAUGCUUACUACCAGAGAUAAUCAAUCCUCAGUAUGGAAAACGUUUGCUAGUAGAUGAUACAAAAGAUCCUGAACACAUUUUGGAAAACAUUAAAACAAAAAACAAAAUA
Messenger RNA from Rhopalosiphum padi (bird cherry-oat aphid), 3510 nucleotides. RefSeq lists its product as uncharacterized. The record is from RefSeq and is a predicted model, not a curated record. The transcript has 12 exons. Lineage: Eukaryota; Metazoa; Arthropoda; Insecta; Hemiptera; Aphididae. The annotation marks the transcript as partial.